Ictalurus punctatus (channel catfish) is the source of this 1284-nucleotide messenger RNA. Its product is annotated as mitochondrial carnitine/acylcarnitine carrier protein. The coding region runs from base 84 to 992 and encodes 302 amino acids. Gene Ontology annotation, biological process: carnitine transmembrane transport; mitochondrial transport. NCBI's taxonomy places the organism in Eukaryota, Metazoa, Chordata, Actinopteri, Siluriformes, Ictaluridae. The transcript has 9 exons. The record is from RefSeq and is a predicted model, not a curated record. Gene Ontology annotation, molecular function: O-acyl-L-carnitine transmembrane transporter activity. Gene Ontology annotation, cellular component: mitochondrial envelope.
GUGUGUGUGACUGCUUCAGGGUGAAGUGAAUAACACGAGUGUGUGUGUGUGUGUGUGUGUGUGUGAGAGAGAGAGAGAGAGAGAUGGGAGACACGGCGCGAGACCCGCACAUCUCUCCGGUAAAGAACUUCGUGGCCGGUGGAGUCGGGGGCGCGUGCCUGCUGUUCGCCGGACAUCCGCUCGAUACCAUCAAGGUUCGCCUUCAGACGCAGCACAAAGCCUCGUGCAGUCAGAAAGUGCUGUACACAGGAACGCUCGACUGCUUCCGGAAGACUCUGUCCAGAGAGGGAGUGUUGGGUCUGUAUAAAGGAAUGGGAGCGCCGCUGGCCGGAGUGGCUCCAAUGAUGGCCGUCAGCUUCUUCGGAUUUGGACUCGGGAAGCAGCUGCUCCAGAGCGACCCGUCAGUCCCGAUCACCUCCGCACAGACGUUCCUGGCCGGAACGUUAGCCGGAGUUUUCACUACAGUGAUUGUGGCUCCAGGAGAGAGGAUCAAGUGUCUGCUUCAGGUGCAGUCCAUCAGCGGGCAGCUGAAAUACGCCGGGCCGGUGGACUGUGCAGUGAAACUGUAUAAACAGCACGGUAUGCGCAGUGUGUAUAAGGGAACUGUCCUCACUCUUAUUAGAGAUGUUCCUUCUACUGGUCUCUACUUUUUAACGUACGAAUACCUCAAAAAUGUCCUCACACCUGAGGGCGAGAGUGUGGACCGACUCAGCACUCCGAGGAUUCUUUUGGCCGGAGGAACUGCUGGAAUCGUGAACUGGGCCGUCGCUCUUCCACCUGAUGUCCUGAAAUCCAAUUUCCAGACAGCUGCUGACGGACGCUACUCGGGUUUAGCGGAUGUUUUGCAAACGCUGCUGAGAGAAGAAGGAGCCCGAGGGCUGUAUAAAGGCCUGAGUGCGGUCAUGCUGCGAGCGUUUCCUGCUAACGCGGCUUGUUUUUUGGGAUUUGAAGUGGCUCUGAAGUGUUUAAACCGGCUCGCUCCAAACUGGUGACCUCUACACGACCUCUAUAUGACCUCUACACAACCGCACACUAACCGAUUCUGCUAAAAAACAAACUCAUAAAGCUGGAAAUGAUGACCUCAGAUUUGACAUCUUAAAGGAAGAUUGCGUGAGGAAGGACAUCCAGUGUAAAACCUGUACCAUAUCUAUAUGUGUGCAGUGGAAGGUGCUCUGCUGUGGCGAGCCCUAACACAAGCAGCUGAAAGAACAUCAGCAACAUUUAUUAUUAUUUUAUUUUUUAUUAUUAUUAAUCUUCAGUUUAUUUAAAGUUAGCAGUUUUGGA